Molecule: messenger RNA, 2028 nt
Organism: Mesorhabditis belari
Lineage: Eukaryota; Metazoa; Nematoda; Chromadorea; Rhabditida; Rhabditidae
Source: the annotation of a GenBank genome assembly
AUGAAAAUCAUCGUCCUCGUCCUCGUCCUCAGUCUCGCCGUUCACCAGAUAAAUGCGGCCGCAUUCUGUCCUUCAUUGCCAGCUGAGAUCACUUGGGCUCCCGAUGGUGGAGCAGCUCAUCUCGACUACUAUGGCACUGGGAAAUGGUGUAGCAACGUUAAUGGAAGCCGCUAUAAAUGUUACAAUGAUGGCGACUCAGACGAAUGCUAUUUGAUCCGGUGUGACCCACUUCCAGCAUGGGUAACCUCGGCGCCGACUGGAAACGCCGAUUACGACAGCCGUGUCGAUGGAUGUAAAUCAAUUGAGCAGUGUUUCUUCGACGGCGAAUUCAACAAAUGCUACUCGGAUGUUUGUCCGCCCUUGCCGGCUAACAUCACCUGGGAACCACAAAACGUCGCAACUUUCGACUACUAUGAAGAUGGAUGUAGAGGCACUCGUUUGUUGUGUUACAAUGACGGGGUUUCUGAUGCUUGCUACUUGCCAGACAAAGGACCUUGUCCACCAAAGCCGAUUUCGAUCAACUGGGAGCCAGAGAGUCCCGCUCAUUUCUCCGAGUACAGUGAUUCGCCGUGUGGCCGGGGCACAGAUUGCUACAAUGACGGAGAGGUUGAUCAAUGUUAUAUGGCUGUGGGGAAAUGUUUGCCGAAACCCGACUCGAUCUUCAACGAGCCCACGGGACCCGCUCUUGUUGGUCGUUGUCCUGAAGGCUUUGAAUGUUUCCACGAUGGAUCGAGCAAUCAAUGCUAUUGCUAUGAUACGGCUGGACCAAACAUCUGUCUGGACGCUCACAAUCAGGCUCUGUGCGAUCACAAGAGCAACAUGUGCGCGAAGACUUGCGGAUUUUGUGUUGGCCCCGAUGUAGCUUCAAACUAUGAAAUUCCAAUUUACAAUAAUCAUGAUGAAUGGUCGAAAAGCGAGAGUCGAGAAGAUUAUUGCAGUGAAAAACGAGUGAAAGAGGCGCUUUGUCCAAAGAGGCUCGAAUUGGAGGGAUCGAAAUGUUGGGUACCGGAAACGAGACAACGACAACCCCGACCACUACGACGACGACUACAACUACUACAACAACCACGACCACCACAACAACAACAACUACUACGACGACGACCACAACAACUACUACUACAACAACCACGACCACCACAACAACUACGACCACUACGACGACGACCACAACAACAACUACCACAACGACAACAACAGCAACUACCACGACGACAACAACAACUACCACAACGACAACAACAACAACUACCACGACGACAACAACAACUACUACUACAACAACCACGACCACCACAACAACAACAACUACUACGACGACGACCACAACAACUACUACUACAACAACCACGACCACCACAACAACUACGACCACUACGACGACGACCACAACAACAACUACCACAACGACAACAACAACAACUACCACGACGACAACAACGACCACCACAACGACAACAACCACUACUACUACAACCACGACCACUACAACAACAACGACGACAACAACUACGACCACUACGACCACUACGACGACGACAACCACCACAACAACAACAACUACUACGACGACGACCACAACAACUACUACUACUACAACCACGACCACUACAACCACGACCACUACAACAACAACAACGACGACAACAACUACGACCACUACGACGACGACAACCACAACGACAACAACAACUACUACUACGACGACCACAACAACCACAACGACAACAACAACGACGACGACAACAACUACGACCACUACGACGACGACAACAACUACGACCACUACGACGACGACAACCACAACGACAACAACAACUACUACGACGACGACCACAACAACUACUACUACUACAACCACGACUACUACAACAACAACGACGACGACAACAACGACGACCACUACGACGACGACAACAACGACAACAACGACAACAACCACAACAACCACAACAACAACAACAACAACAACCACUACUACUACAACCACGACAACCACUACGACGACGACAACAACCACGACCACUA